This is a messenger RNA of Betta splendens (Siamese fighting fish), 4419 nucleotides long. Its product is annotated as immunoglobulin superfamily DCC subclass member 3-like. Gene Ontology annotation, biological process: axon guidance; cell-cell adhesion. Gene Ontology annotation, molecular function: protein binding. The transcript is spliced from 14 exons. Bases 163 to 2271 code for a protein of 702 amino acids. Lineage: Eukaryota; Metazoa; Chordata; Actinopteri; Anabantiformes; Osphronemidae. Gene Ontology annotation, cellular component: plasma membrane; axon. The record is from RefSeq and is a predicted model, not a curated record.
AGGUUUUCAGAAGCUCAGCAGCUCUGAGCUCCUUCAUCCUUACAAGUGGAACAAGUGCUUUGUUAUUUUAUUUUUGGAUAUUUUUAUUGUUUGUGUCUAAACUGCGGGAUUUUUGUCAGAUGAUUUGGAUUUAAACCGAUAAAGUGGAGCUGGACUUCAAAGAUGCUGCUGCUGCUGCUGCUGAUAUGUCUCUGCUGCUCAGGUGUGGGUGGAGCCUCGGAGCUGGCCUUCCUGCAGGAGCCCAGUGACGUCAUUGCAGUGAGAGACCGACCUUUGAUGCUGGACUGCCAGGUAGAGGGGGAGGGGCCUAUCUCCAUCACCUGGAGACGGAACAGCGUUCCCGUGGCAACCGGUGUCAAAGCGACUGUGCUCAGUAAUGGAACGCUGCUGAUCAGAAACUUUUCCAAGAGACGAGAACAAAACGAGACGGAUGCAGGAGAGUACGAAUGCGCUGCUCAGAACCGCUACGGCAUGUUGAUCAGCCGCAAGGCUCGGGUCCAGCUCGCAUCCUUACCCAAAUUCCUGUCCCACCCCGACUCUGUCGCCGUCGAUGAAGGAGGCGUGGCCAGACUCACCUGCCAGGUACACGGGAUCCCAGAGGCCAACAUCACCUGGCAGAAGGACAGGCGCCCACUGAGAACGGAUGACCCCAGGUACACGCUGCUUCCUAACGGCGUGCUGCAGGUCACCGGCGUGCAGCGAGCAGACAGCGGCUUGUUUCGCUGCGUCGCCUCCAACAUUGCCAACACUCGGUUCAGCCACGAGGCUCAGCUGUCUGUCAACGUUGCAGGAUCCAGAAUCUACCGUGAGCCCGUCAUCCUGUCUGGCCCUCAGAACCUGACCAUCAACAUCCACCAGACCGCCAUCUUGGAGUGCAUUGCCACCGGAAACCCCCGGCCCAUCGUGUCCUGGAGCCGCCUUGAUGGCCGCUCUAUCGGGGUGGAGGGGGUCCAGGUUCUGGGAACAGGGAACCUGAUGAUUUCUGACGCGACUCUGCAGCAUUCAGGAGUUUAUGUGUGUUCUGCAAACAGACCAGGCAGCAGGUCCAGAAGAACCGCGCUCGGCCGACUCGUGGUACAAGCUCCUCCAGAGUUCGUGCAGUGGCCUCAGUCUGUGUCCAGAGCAGCAGGAGGCAGCGCUGUGUUCAGCUGCACGGCGUCCGGCGUCCCGGAGCCGCACCUCAUCUGGCUGAAGAACGGCAAACUGCUGAUGCCCAGCAACAACGUCAGGCUCACCAACGCAAACACGACUCUCGCCGUCACCCGCAUCACCCCCGAGGACGAGGCCAUCUAUCAGUGCAUUGCCGAGAACAGCGCCGGCACCAACCAGGCCAGCGCGCGCCUCGCCAUCAGCCAGGGGCCCGAGCUGCCGGAGGCCCCCACCGGGCUUCAGGCCACGGCCCUCAGCUCCAGCAGCCUCCAGCUGACGUGGGAGCAGCCAGCGGAGCACGUGGGCCAGCAGAUCAUCGGCUACGUGCUGCACAUCAGGCGGCUGGGGGAGCUCGACAGUGCAGAACUGCAGGAAGCCGUCAGUAAAACAACCUUCAGACACAAGUUUGAGAACCUGGAGCCGGCCACAACCUACAGCAUCUACCUGAGGGCCUACUCUGCCCUGGGAGGCAGCCAGCAGUCCAGCACCAUCACCAGCACCACCCUGGGGGGAGUUCCAAGUGCUCCCAGUUUCUUCACUAAAGUCCUGAACCAGACUGCCAUGCAGGUGUACUGGGAGCUGCCCAGUAAGCCAGGGAUGCUGGAGGGCUUCAGACUGGAGUACCGCGGGGUUUCCAACCCAAGCAUCCAGGGGCAGGAGACAUUCCCAGCACACAUCAACACCCACACCAUUUCCCACCUGGACGCAGCAGCAGUUUAUGAGAUCCAGCUGGUGGCCUUUAACGGAAACGGUGACAGCCUGUCGAACCAGCGCCUCGUGUCUCUGGAAGAAGGAGGGAAGCCUGCAGCAGCCGGGCCCAGCUGUAACUGUGACCAGUCCGAUGGAUCGGUGUCGACGCUGCUGAUCGGAGUUCACAGCGGCUUCGCCUGCGUCCUCUGCUGCCUGCUCUUUGUCCUGCUGGGAUACAGACGCAGUUUGUUCUGCAGGAAGCAGGUUACCUGGGAGGCUCCGCCCACUCUGAAUGUAGUGAGAGGUCCUGAAAACCACGCGCCGGAGGUCAUCGAGCUCAACCAGACAUGCGACUCCGCUCCUGCCUCAGUGAUGGUGAUGCUUGAAGCGAGUGCACCCAGCACCGGCAGCCACACCUCCUCCUCCUCCUGAAGCCCGGCCUGCGUCGCCUCCUCGCCUCCUCACAGCCCCACGCAGCCUUCAGCUUCAGGAAUGAUUGAGAAGAGCAUCUGAAACCAUUCAGGGACGAACACAUCCUCCGCGUUCACACGUCGCCUGCUCCAACUUCGAUUCACGAUGAGACUGAAACCAAAGCCCAAUUCCUCUGACUCCGUCGCUAAAGGAAGCAUUUGUCACAAACCAGUGUGGUCCAGUUCCUUUGUGCUUUCAGAUGCUGAUAAUGAAACCAAAACCUGUAUUUUCAGUUCCAUCACCAUGUGCCCUGUUUUGACUCCAUGAGGCACAGAGGAUCCGCUCUGUGAUCAUCUGAGGCUCAGCAGGUCUCAGUCUGUAGAGGAUGAGACCGCUCCUCUGCGCCGCCUUAGAUUCGCUGUGUUACCUGUGGUCUGGAUGUAGACGAGGCCGACGGCUGCCUGCCCCCCCCCUCCCCCAACACCGCUACAAGCACUACCUCCAAAGAGCUACCUCGGGCUUGGCGUGUCCUGCUGCUGCUCAAGCAAACCUACCUCCUAACCAAAAGGCCCUUAUGGGGCCCUGCUGCCAUUUCUGUGUACUGGUGCUGAUGUUGGUCGGCCGCCACCAGGAAAGUCAGAUGCUGCUCAUCAGAACCAGUGUUUGAUCUGCUCAGAUCCUCUUUGAGCCAUGACUGCUAUGGCUCAGUCCAGAUUUCCGCACUGCUGGAUACAUUGUUGUUAUAUUGUAGAUUAUAAAAUUGAAACAGGGAGUUGCUAGAAACCUGCAUUAGACAUGAUCCUCUAGAGUCCAGUGGUGGAUUCUGGGUGAUGGAGUUGAUUGAAGUAACCGAGGAAGCAGAUGUUUUCCUCCUCUGCAGAUCUAUUGCUUUCUAUAUGUGAAACAAAGGUUCGGCCACUUCAGCAAUUUCCAAAUGGUCUUUAAAACAGCUGUUUGACAUCCAAAGAUAAAUAGUUUCCUGUCUGCUUUUACUCUGCUCCCUGUUCCCAGGGCUAUAACCAACAAAACCAAAACAAGUGCCCGUGGUCAAGUUUGACACUUCAGAUUAUAUAUUUUCAUAUAUUGAACACGAAGAGCUUCAACUAUUGGAAUGAGUUGAAAUUGCCAAAUAAUGAAUAGAUGGAAACACUUUGACCCAAAGUUCAGUAAUGAUUCAGUUGUUUGUGUUCAGAGCCAGAGACUCUGUUCUGUUCGUGAUUGAAUGUCUUUACAGCUUCCGCCUCUAAAACUGAUGAUGACCCUGAGACGCUGAGCGGAUCUCACAUGAUCCUUACUAGAACCUUCUGAGUGUAGAUGCCUCAUUGAAGAAGCUUUACUGAUGAGGUGACGCUCGAAUAGACCCACAUAUUAAAGAAACCACGAGGCCACGUUUAGUUAUGGGGUUCAUUUGAGUCCAGUGCUCAUUUCAGCCGAGUCCGUUACCAGAAUAAAACCCAGAAUAACCAACUGCUUCAGGCUGCGACGUGGUUAUUCUGUUAUCUGCGCAGUCGACUCAGCAUGACGUUAGUGGCGUCGGGGCUUCAGUUGCAUCAGGCAGUGUCAUUGUGAUUCUCCUUAGGGUCAAAGGUCAUCAUCAGUUUGGAGCUAUUCACUAUCUUCACUUUGAACCAAGUGUUUGUGAAAUUUAAACCAGAACAAAGUGAAAUUUAAAAAAAGUGUUUAGAAAAUAAUAUUGGCUGUUUUUUGUCUAAAACGUUCUUUCAGUUCUUUGUUUUUCUAAAGUUGCCGUUCGGUGACGAGAAAAUUCUGCCAAAAUAAACAUACGUAGUUUAUUGUAAUGAUAUUCUAAUUAUUCCCCCAGUUUCCCUGUUUUUAUCAUUUUUGCUCUUUGUUUUGUUGGUAGAUUUGUAGAUCAAAGUGUGUUCAGCUGAAGCUCCAGGCUCAAACGUCUAUGGCCUCGUGCUGUUCACCGCUGUAGAACCUAAAACACAAGAUGUAGAGAUAGCAACCGAAGGCUAGAACCAAUGAGAAAAGUGAGGCUUUAAUGUUACUGGUUUCUUUUCUCUUAACCUUCUAUUUUAUGAAUGUGUCUUAAAAAUAAGAAAAGCGGAGAAGCUUUAUACUGCACAGCUUCUGUUUCCAUGUGAAAUAUUUGUCUGUUCUUCUGAUGUUUAGACACAUGAAACCAAAUAAAGCUAAUGUAGAACA